GUUUAAGCCUAUCCCUCAACCCCCGUCAGCCGUUCAGCUGCGCCUUCCCUCGCCGUCGUCCUCGCCAUGCUGCGUCGGCCAGCGCGCGCCACCCUCGCUGCCGCCGCUACCAGUGUUAGCCCACAUCGCACGAGAUCCCUAGACCGUCAGCCGUCCAGCCGCGCCAGCCCUCUCCCUCGCCGCGCUGCGGCAGCCCUCGACGCUCUCGCCGCCGCCGCCCUCGACCAAGUUCCCUCACCACCACUCGCCGCCACCGCCACUCGACCGCCAGUCUUCCCCGUUGGUCCUCUUUGCCGUGUAUUUCAAGAAUCUAGGGUCGGGGAGAGUACUAGGGAUCAGGAGGACGGAGGUGGCGAUGACCACGACUUUGAGGACCGCGUUGGCAAUAGACACAGUGGCGGGGCUCGUGAUGGCGAGGACCACGAUGACGAGGUCCAGGAUGAUGAGGACCAGGAGGGUGGAUAUCACGAGGGUGCCGGUCAUCAGGGUCAGUUCGUGUAUGUCAAUUCGGAUGACGAGGUUAAAAUCACUAGAGCUGGUGCUGGGCUCAUCACACCAGCAUUCUAUGAGAGGAUGGACACAGCUGACAUGUCAUGGCGCAAAGUCUCAGAGACGACAAAGGAGUUCUACUAUCGAGAGUUUAAGAAAAAUGCUCGAGUGGAUCUGUCAAUCGAUGAGGGCAGGCUGAGGAAAGUUUUUCUCAAGAAAGCUGCUGAACGGUACGCGAAUUUUAUGUACAAUCAAAGGAACCCAACUCGAUUGAAGAAGAAGAAGAAGGACCCGAGGCCAUUUGAGCAGUUGAAGAAGAAGAAAAGCGGGCCUGUGCAGUUGGAUGAGGUUAUCAUCCACACAAAGACAAAGAAGCACGACGACAAGACUUGGGUUGAUCCAGAACAUGCUGAGCUACAGGCCCAAUUCUUCGAACUGCGCGAGGAGGCUAGACAGAAAGGGCUGCAAGUCACCGACCAAGAAAUAUGGUACUCGCUAGUCGAAGGCCAUAACGUGAAGAACCGCGUUCCCGGAGUUGGUGACUACGAGCGGGAAAUGAGGAAGAUGAAUCUGUCCUCCAAACCUCGUCGUUCCAGCACGAGUAGCAGCAGCGCAGCAGAGAUGGCAGCACUUAAAGAGCAAAACCAAAGGCUGCAGGAACAAAUUGAUAAUCUAACCUCGAGCUUAUCGCUGACGAUUCAGGAGGAGAUAAGGAGGCUAUAUGGUGGUAACCUUCCUCGACGAGGCGAUGAUGAUGUAACGGGAGGGGUAGGGCAUCCCGGGAUUUGUUGAGACCUUUACGACCUUUGCUUCCUCCAUUUUGAACACUGACACUUUAAUAUUCAUUGUUAGAAUAUAAUGAAUUAUGUUACAUUCG
Cuscuta campestris is the source of this 1366-nucleotide messenger RNA. Lineage: Eukaryota; Viridiplantae; Streptophyta; Magnoliopsida; Solanales; Convolvulaceae. The record is from the annotation of a GenBank genome assembly.